Molecule: messenger RNA, 708 nt
Organism: Dimorphilus gyrociliatus
Lineage: Eukaryota; Metazoa; Annelida; Polychaeta; Dinophilidae
Source: the annotation of a GenBank genome assembly
AGACUUCAGCUAGCUUUCGCAUCAUCUACAUCGCAGAGAGCCGUGCACGUAUAUAUAUAUAUAUAUACAGAUAACUCAUAUAUAUUUAUACUUAAAAUCAUAUCUCUCUAUACAACUCUUUCUUCUUCUAAACUUACUUAAAUGCACUUUUACCAGAAUAAACGGAUAUAAUAAUAUUUGUAAGAAAGACUGUCUGAUAAACGUCUACUGAAGAUAAUUGCAAAGGCUAUCUACUUCCUUUAUUACUCAACAAGAACUAUAUAUUAUAUAUUCAUAUACAAUAUUAUAUAAUAUAAUUAGUUUAUUCAAGUUUUUUUUCCAUCUUUGCAAAAGGACUUUUUAAAGAUCAUGACGUCAUGCACUUGACUGUUACAUCGACCUUUUACGAUGACCAUAAUGUGACAACACCGUCAAUUCUAACCGAUGAAUAUUCUUUGUAUAAAGAAAUAUUGCAAUUUGCUACUCAUACUGGAGUCAUAAUUUUAUUGAGUGUACUUAUUGCUGUCGCUUGUAUAUUCGUUCUGUGCGGCUUAUUAAUGAAAGCCGAAGCUCACGUCAACACAUCAGUUAACAGAAACGACGCCUGGCUUCAGCGUUCAAUCAUGGAUGAGGGCGACUUUUAAAAAAAACGCUUAUUUGGGUGUGGUCCUUUAUCUACUUAAAAUAUACAUAGUAUUCUCAACAAGAAGUAUCAAACAGGCAUUUAUG